Messenger RNA from Fusarium venenatum, 228 nucleotides. Lineage: Eukaryota; Fungi; Ascomycota; Sordariomycetes; Hypocreales; Nectriaceae. The record is from RefSeq and is a predicted model, not a curated record.
AUGACCAGCUUCGAAAACUGUGGUAAGUGGCGUCUUGUUGCGACCAUCCGGACCCAAGUCGAUUUCGUCCAUGUUCAGGAGCAGGUUCACUGUACUUUCGAAGCCUUUCUUCACUGCAACGGUCAAUGGGGUAUGGCCAUUAACAUCUUUGGUGUUAAGUUCGAUACCAGGUUGCGCAAGCAACAUAUUAAUGAUUUCGUCCAAUCCAAAACACGCAGCGACCUGUAG